AUGAGCCAUCACUGUGCUGCCGUCAUGACGACUGUGACUUCCAAUGUACGGCUGCUGUUUCUAUUGGUCUGUGCCGUCUUGAUCUCGCUGCACCUUCAAGGCGAUUCGUCGUCCCAUUCCGAGCUAUUCUCUUCGACUUCUGCACCACCCCAAGAGGACUUUUCCAAUCGACGAGACGAACAACGCAAAUCGUUGCGUCGCGAUGAAUUCUGGUUGAUCGAUUCCGAUACGGUGAUCUUACCCUUUGAUGUGGACUAUACUCCGCCCGAUGACUCCUUUGGGAGCUUUGAUCCCUUGUGGUCUUGUGACGACGAAGAACGACCCAAGAAACUCGUCUUUGUCAACAUUGUGCGGUCCGAUGCCAUGCGAGUACAAGAACUCCUCAAAAACUAUGCCAAGCAAUGUCAUGCUGGAUUUCUCUCUGUGGCCAUGUGCUCGGGGCUCUCCUGGGCUUCCAUGAUUUCAGGUACCUGGGCCAAUCGAAGAUUAAAGGGCGGCGAUUCGGUGACCAAAUGUCCCGUCCAAUCCGCCAUGACCCGUGGUGGAAGCGACAUGAGCAAUAAAACCAAAGUCGUACUCGCCCCAUUGUUGGAACAUUCCAUCGACUUGUUGGCGGGACAAGUCCCACUGGGAUGUGCCGACAAGUGGAUAGCACAACAACAACCAGCCGUGGUCGAAGAUAUACCCCUCGACAAGAAAAGUGUAGAAGCCCAGUACAUUGUCUCCUUGCGACAUCCACAAGCGUGGUUUGUCAGUAGUAUGAUUGACAAACUCAAAUUGAAACAACAACAACACGCCAUACUACUAAACACCAGUACCAUUGUGGCGGCCAUUCAGGAAAAGGUCACCACAGAUCUGGACCAUGGAUUCUAUCAUGAAGUAUACGCCCGAUAUCUUAUUACGCCGUCGCAAAUUUCAUGGAUUCAAAAGGAAGAUGCCGAUGUCGGUAUUCAACAGCGAGUGGAUAUCUCCUUAUCCAAUCUCAAAUCCCAAAAUGCCGUUAUCGUGCUGGCAGAAUACAUGGACGAGUCGCUCGAAAAGAUUCGUCAUCUCAUUGGGUUGGAUUAUAGUAAUGAACAGCAAUUACAGCAACCAACAGUAAAUCCAGAAGAAGCCAGGGUUCUCCAAACGGUCCUAGAUGCGUUGCAUCAGGACAAGGCAUUCUACGGCAAGUUUCAGAACUACCUACAGUACGAACAAAAAAUCUACAAACAAGCCAAGGACAUGCACGAACGACAACUUAAAUGGGUUCGGAAGCAAUAG
Molecule: messenger RNA, 1263 nt
Organism: Seminavis robusta
Lineage: Eukaryota; Bacillariophyta; Bacillariophyceae; Naviculales; Naviculaceae
Source: the annotation of a GenBank genome assembly